AUGGAUGAUCUGGAGUCGGAACUCAGGGUACCUGGAGAAGAACUGGGCGAAAAUGAGUCUUCAGAUGAUGAUGAAUCAAUCAACAGAAAACGAAUCAAGAAGCCAAACCUACCCCUGGCGCCUCCUAUAUUUAAAGGUAAUGAUAAAAUACAGUGUGUAGACGAAUAUGUGAACCCUCGAGUAAGCUAAACCAGCUAUUUCAAGUCCUGCCUACCGAUUGGUGCUACAUACACUAUGUAUACACAAAAGUAUGUGGACACCCCUUCAAAUUAUUGGAUUUGACGGUCAAUCACCCUCGGUCUGGGCUCCAUGCAAGAUCUCACCUCGUGGGGCAUCAAUGAUCAUGAGGAAGGUGAGGGAUCAGCCCAGAACUUACACGGCAGGACCUGGUCAAUGACUGAAGAGAGCUGGGACCACAGUCUCAAAGAAAAACCAUUAGUAACACACUACGCCGUCAUGGAUUAAAAUCCUGCAGUGCAUGCAAGGUCCCCUGCUCAAGCCAGCGCAUGUCCAGGGCCCGUCUGAAGUUUGCCAAUGACCAUCUGGAUGAUCCAGAGGAGGAAUGGGAGAAGGUCAUGUGGUCUGAUGAGACAAAAAUAUAGCUUUUUCGUCUAAACUCCACUCGCCGUGUUUGGAGGAAGAAGAAGGAUGAGUACAACCCCAAGAACACCAUCCCAACCGUGAAGCAUGGAGGUGGAAAACAUCAUUCUUGGGGAUGCUUUCUGCAAGGGACAGGACGACUGCACCGUAUUGAGGGGAGGAUGGAUGGGGCCAUGUAUCGGUACCCUGGCCCUCCACCGUGUGUAGGUGUGAACCCAGCGUAAGCAAACUUCAAGGUGUACCGAUUGUGCUACAUCCACUAUGUAUACCAAAGUAUUGGACACCCUUCAAAUUAUUGGAUUCGGCUAUUUCAAGCACAACCGUUGCUUACAGGUGUAUAAAAUCGAGUACACAGCCAUGCAAUCUCCAUACACAAACAUUGCAGUAGAAUGGCCUUACUGAGAGCUCAGUGACAUUCAACGUGGCACGGUCAUAGGAUGCCACCCUUUCAACAAGGCAGGUCGUCAGUUUCUUCUCCCUGCUAGGGCUGCCUCAGUUAACUUAAAGUGCUGUUGUUGUGAAGUGGAAACGUCUAGGAGCAACAACGGCUCAGCCGCGAAGUGCGAAGUGGGGUAGGCCACACAAGCUCACAGAGGACCGCCGAGUGCUGAAGCACAUAGCUUGUAAAAAUCAUCAAUCCUAGGUCGCAACACUCACUACCGAGUUCCAAACUGCCUCUAAAAGCAAUGUCAGCACAAUAACUGUUAGUCGGGCCGAGCAGCCGCACACAAGCCUAAGAUCCCCAUGCGCAAUGCCAAGCGUCGACUGGAGUGGUGUAAAGAUCGCCGCCAUUGGACUCUGGAGCAGUGGAAACGCGUUGUCACAUGUCACCAUCUGGCAGUCUGACGGAAGAAUCUGGGUUUGGUGGAUGCAAGGAGAACGCUGCCUGCCCGAAUGCAUUGCACCAACUGUAAAGUUAGGUGGUGGAGGAAUAAUAGUCUGGGGCUGUUUUUCAUGGUUUGGGCUAGGACCCUUAGUUCCAGUGAAGGGAAAUCUUAACGCUACAGCUUACAUUGACAUUCUAGACAAUUCUGUGCUUCCAACUUUGUGGCAACAGUUUGGGGAAGGCCCUUUCCUGUUUCAGCAUGACAAUGCCCCCGUGCACAAAGCGAGGUCCAUACAGAAAUGUGGAAGAACUUGACUGGCUAGCUCAGAGCCCUGACCUCAACCCCAUCAAACACCUUUGGGAUGAAUUGGAAUGCCGACUGCCAGCCAGGACUAAUCGUCCAACAUCAGUGCCCAACCUCACUUAAGCUCUUGUGGCUGAAUGGAAGCAAGUCCCCGCAGCAAUGUUCCAACAUCUAGUGGAAAGCCUUCCCAGAAGAGUGGAGGCUGUUAUAGCAGCAAAGGGUGUACAACUCCAUAUUAAUGCCCAUGAUUUUGGAAUUAGAUGUUUGACGAGCAGGUGUCCACAUACUUUUGGUCACGUAGUGUAUGUCAGUGUCUGAUUAUCGUUUUCAUCUUUACAUAAGAUGCUCUCUUUAGUCUUAUUAAUCAGUAGCUAUGUCUGUUUCAUUACAGAGACACCCCGUGAGACUGGCUUUCACAAGACCACAAGGAACUGCCUCCAACACAUCAGGGAGGUCUUGCUGCACCAUAGAUGGCAGGAUGCCGCAGAGUACAUGGCCAGUUACUCACAGACACUGGAGGAUACCACUGCAAACAUGCCACAACUCUACGCUGAGGUAGGUCUAUCUUUGGACUGACUGAACACUCACAAAGUGUAGCUAAGAAGUACUGUAUAGAUGCUAAGUUUGAUUUCUUCAAACUUUGUCUUUCAGAUAAUUUGGAGGAUAGGCACAGAGAUACUACACCACCAUCCCGAAUCGAAGCUGGAAGACUACAACAGCUUCUAUGAGCGAGUGAAACACUCAGGAGUAAAGCAUUACCUGAAGGUAUGUUCCUUAAUUGACCUCUUGAUCUCUAAACUAUCAGCCCUACUAAAGGACCCUAAGUCAAUAGGUUUUGUUGUAGCAUGAAUAUGAUUGCCUACUAAUAGACAGUUUGUUAUUAUCAAUAACCCUAUACUACUACUACUACUAGAUAACUUUAGUUGUUGAAUCUACUUUACAAUGUCUUCUUUUUUUUUUACAAGCGUUCACCAAAAUGGGUAUGUCAUCUUAGCCUUACCUGUUAGUCAGUCUACAACUUCUUCUGCUGCCUAUUAUUGUAUAAGUAAAAUAAUGCUGACAGUAAUGACUUGAAAAAGGAUCUGCAAGUAUAAACACUGGUUACGUCCCAAAUUACACCCUAUUCCCUAUAUAGUGCAAUACGGCCCCUAUGGUCCCUAGUCAAAAGUAGUGCACUAUAUAGGGAGUAGGGUUACAUUUCGGACGCCAACAUUAUAUUGAUUUCAGCUGCAUUAGUUCUGGGAAAGUGGGAAUGUUUUAUGCAAUUAUUGUAUUUCUUUAGAAAGUUACAGCUUUCAUGUCUCCAACAGGUACAUUGUUGCCACGGUUACCCUCAGAGCCCGGGAUGUCGCUGCUCACGAUAAAGAUUGACAAGAUUGGGCUGAAAGAUGCAGGGCAAUGCAUUGAUCCCUACAUGACAGUUAGUGUGAAAGGUACUGUAUGUAGGCUAUAUUGUUUAAAAUGCUGAGAUGAGUUGCUUACCUUCACAUCUGAAAUGGUAAGGUCUGAAACAGUGAUAAUCUAGACAUUUUGUAAAAAGAAUUAUCUCUGUUGAGUUGACGCUUGACAGUACAUUUUUUAUAUAUUUUUCCUGCAGAACAGCCCAAGUGAAUCUGAACGUUUUGUUUCCCAACAGAUGUGAAUGGCAUUGAUUUGAACCCGGUGCAAGACACACCUGUGGCUACCCGAAAGGAGGACACAUACAUUCACUUCAGCGUAGACAUCGAGAUCCAGAGACAUAUCGAGAGACUACCAAAAGGUAGUCAAACUUUCUAUUUCUACUGAAUUAGUAGUGGGGCCUCUAUUUAGCUAGUAUCAUGUAAUAUUAAGCUACUACAGUGUCCGUUUAUGUUCAAAUCCUUGCAGAGGGAUUGGGCGGACAAUUGUUAAUCCUGAAUUUUGUUCAUGUUCCAGGGGUAGCUAUUUUCUUUGAGUUCAAGCACUAUAAACCCAAGAAGGGGUUUACCAGCACAAAAUGUUUUGCCUUCAUGGAAAUGGAUGAGAUCAAACCUGGUCCCAUUGUGAUCGAGUUGUGAGUGACACAUUGUUGAAUUUUCCAGAUUAACUUUCUUUAAAUGUACUCUCUAUUUUAUUUAAAGAUGAAAAUAAAUCAAAUUUGAUAACUAUUUCUUUGGAGAAUCUCAGAUUUGAGUGUUAUUUUUUGUUGUUGUUGGUCAGUCUGCCCUUUGAAUAUACAGUUUGAAAUAAUCACUUAUUUAUGCUAUCGGAUGUCAGGUACAAGAAGCCCACUGACUUCAAGAGGAAGAAGCUCCAGCUCCUGACAAAGAAGCCACUCUAUCUCCACCUCCACCAGACGUUGCACAAAGAUUAAUAACCGAGGUCACUGAAUGGAGCACAUCAAGAAAGCAGAAGCACCACAGAAUUCCACUGUAGUCAUCAGACAUCCAACAAAGUUUGGUGUACCUACUGCGUAUCCGCCUCCACUCACAUCAGCAAUACUAAACCCAGCAGGCCCAAAGGCCACACCCUCAACUCUGUCAUAGGAUGGCCCUGGAUGACACAUAUUAACUACAGCGGUGACAACACCCUACUGUAUAAUGCUGCGUUCGUAACCAGGUGGGAGGUGGGAAUUUACCAGUU
This is a messenger RNA of Coregonus sp. 'balchen', 4331 nucleotides long. The record is from the annotation of a GenBank genome assembly. Lineage: Eukaryota; Metazoa; Chordata; Actinopteri; Salmoniformes; Salmonidae.